This is a messenger RNA of Cylindrotheca closterium, 807 nucleotides long. NCBI's taxonomy places the organism in Eukaryota, Bacillariophyta, Bacillariophyceae, Bacillariales, Bacillariaceae. The record is from the annotation of a GenBank genome assembly.
AUGCAAUUUUGGAGUCCAAGGCAAUCAAGAAGGAGCCCUAGAAAUCAUCCAUAUCAUAAGAGCCUUCAAUCACCAACAGUAAUAUCUCCAUCCCAAGUAAUUCCAUCUUGUAGUACUGCUAACACUAGCAGACGCAAUAUUCUUGGCGACGAGCAAAAAGAAGACUACACCACUUGGGUCUACUGGACGUCUCCAGAAGCAGAGAGACACUUUGGUCUAGCAAGACCUCCGCAUGAGCAAGACAAAGAAGAUAUUACUGCAAUUGUUUUUAGAAGGAUUGGAAAGUUUAGGGCCGCAUGGGAAGAUGCUCGAGCAUGGAGAAAGGUUGUCGAGGACCUUGAUUCACAAGACUUGUACACUGAGACUGAUGUAUUCCACCUCAGACACAGGUGCCAAUAUUUGGCUAGAGCUUUAGAGAUCGCUAUUCGAGAUAUGAAUAAAAUAAAUAUGUGCUGGAAGAAGUGUUGCAAGGAGGCAAUGGAUGAACUCAACAACUGUGAUAAAUGGAAGUACAUCAAGGAUCCGCAAAGCAUCAUUUAUUGGCACUGCCAAUUUAGAACGAACAAUGAGUGCUUCAAAAACAAGCAUCUAGCAAGUAUUAGUGAAGAUAAGUCCAGAGUCUCUAAGCUCUUUGAUCUUUUCCCCGAGGCAAAGGAUUUGUUACAAGGAUUCAUCCGAGCAAACUUGCAUGGCUUGUCUACUGAAAAAGUCUACUGUGAAUUGCAUGACAAUACCAUUCCAUUGAUUGCCCAUGUACGGAAGACAGAGCUUCUCAAGCUAGGAGACCUGGAGCCAAAUGAGGAGUAA